Molecule: messenger RNA, 4204 nt
Organism: Cylas formicarius (sweet potato weevil)
Lineage: Eukaryota; Metazoa; Arthropoda; Insecta; Coleoptera; Brentidae
Exons: 4
Coding region: 277-3306 (1009 amino acids)
Source: RefSeq, a predicted model, not a curated record
GAUAGUAUAGAGCAAAAUAUAUACGCAAAAUAAUUUUGCAUAUAUUUUUGUUUUUAUUUAUAUAUCACAACAAUAACAUUUUUUAUCUAUUUACAACAUCAGUUUGUUGAGUUGAAUAAAUUAUAUUUUUUCAAUAUGUGCAGAGAGUAAAAUACAAUUUUACAACUUUCAGUAAAGUUAGAAGAACUUACUGGUUGUUUUGAAGGUUUUGUAAACUGAAGGUGAUCUGAUGCAAAAUCGGAGAGAAACGCAACAUACGUCUGUUCAAUAAAAAACAUGAGUACUUUCACUUGUCCCAAUGAAAGAGAAGAAUUUGUAGUACAACAACUUACUGAGCUAUUUGGAAGUUCCUUUGAGGUGGAGGUUAUUAAGGGCACUGCAAAGACGUGUAAUUAUAACGUUCAUAAAGCAUCAAAUAAACUACUGGAGAUGUCCAAUAAUAAAAGUAGAAGCCCAAAAAAGAAGAGCAGGAAAUCCACAGACUUGGAAAAUGCUAUUAUAAAUAUCAACAAAGGCUAUAAAGUUUUAGUUUUGUUACGAGGUCUACCAGGUUCUGGAAAGUCCACUCUAGCUAGAAACAUACUUCAAAACACCAUUGGAUGCAGUAAAGAUUUCAUGAAAUAUCACAUUUUAUCAACAGAUGAUUACUUUAUGAAAAAUGGAAUAUACAGGUAUGACUCCACUAAAAUAGGAGAAGCUCAUGGUUGGAACCACCAGAGGGCAUUUAAUAGUCUUAGCAAAGGUUACAGUCCUAUUAUAAUUGACAACACUAACACUGAAAUGUGGGAAAUGAAGGCAUAUGCUGUUAUGGCCAUGGAUUAUGGUUAUAUAAUUGAAAUUCUAGAACCAGACACACAUUGGUGUUUCAAUGAGACAGAACUGGCAAAAAGGAACAAACAUGGAGUUUCUAAAUUCCAUAUUCGCAAUAUGCUUGACCGAUUUGAGAAGAAUGUGACCCCUACUAAAUUAUGCAGUGCCUAUGACUGCAGAUAUAAGUUACAGAAGCCUCCUCAAAUGAGAUCCUAUCCUCCUGUUGAGCAGCAGAUGCCAAAAGUUUCAAGUACAACAGAAAAUGUUGCGCCAGUUCAUAAUAGCCCAAGACGCAACCCAUUUGAACAUGCUCCUUCACCAGUAAUUGUGGAAGAAAUUAUCAAUUUAAUGGAUUUUAAUGAAGACUCUUCAAAUUCUCUAUCAACAAGCAAGAAUGUACCUUUUCUGAAUAAAAACGUCAGUUUUAUAGACAACCUGCUAAUGUACCAAGGAACUUCACCUGUUCAGAGCUCAAUAUUAACACCAGUGCAGACUUUUGACAUGAAGCAGAGCACUUUUUCAAAUAUUGAGACGACCUGGGGUAUAAACGAACAAGCUCUACGUUCUUGGGAUAUUGUGACUCCCUUGAAAGAGGUAGAACCGGUUUCAACAAAACCUAUUAUUUUAACUGAAGAUGAAGUUCACAUAGAAACCAAAAACUCGUCAUGUAAUACUGACGAUGAUAUUUUUGUGCUAUUCAAGUCAAAUAGUAAUGUAGUAAUGAAUGAUGUAACUAUUCGGGAGUGUUGUGGUAGAGAUAUCAACAAAGACACAGUAACACGUAGACCAGGAAUUAGUAAGAAACUUAUGCUGGAUAAGAGCUGCCUCACCGAUGACUACUUAGAUGACAAGGAUAUCUACAUAGCACAAUUGACAGCUCUGUUUCCAGAUGUACCUAACUCGCAUCUGAACUACUGGUAUGGCAAGUGCAAAGGAGACAUUGAAUGGACCAUUGAGUUACUGCUUGCCCAGAAAGAUGACAUAAUCAUUCUCUCGGAUGACGAAUUGGAGGAGUCUAAGCAGCAGCAUGUCAAUGAAAAUAAUGACAUACCCUUACCAAUGGAACUGGAUCAAACUAUCAAGCCGAAGCCUAAGAGUCCCACUAAUGAGGAAUCUAUGGAGCUAAAAAAGUGUAUUGAAAAAAAGGUGACUAUAAAUGAAAAUUGCUAUUCUGAUCAUCUAAAAAAAAUCAGAAAUCGCAGGAAUGGCGCCCCAGAACUAUCACCAACAUCAGAAACACCAGCAGUUGACUAUGAGGCGCAAGAUGCUGUAAUGGAAUUUAUUUAUUCCGAUAAUGAGUGUGGAGACUGGGAAAUUAUAUCACAAGCUGAUGAUGCUUUAGAGGAAGAAAGUAUGGAAAUUAACCUGGGUCAACAAUUUGUUGAGCAAUUAGAAAGAAGGUUUGGAGAGCAGAGCCUUGUGUACCCAAAAGGAUUUCAGCCAGUUGUCCAAGUACCUGUCUCGUUGGCCAAACAGCUCUAUACUUUCUAUAUAGAAUCAGUAUUUCAGCAGAUGGAGGCUCAGAACUCUGUACUGGAUACCAUGGUUAAAGAAGAUGAGGAGUUUGCCAGGAAGUUGCAAGAAGAAGAAGAAACAUCCAUAAGCAAAUCUGAAAAGUCAUCUUCAGAACCUAGGAAUUUUCAAGAAAUAGUUAAUGAACAGGCAGAGCUUAGCAAAUUGGAAAGGGAAGCAGGAAAAUGGAAGGAACUAACACCUGAUACAUUGGCAGCCAAGCUUACACUUCAAAAACUUUUUAAAGCUUUUCCCUAUGCCGAUCAAACUUCAUUGGUUGAAAUACUCCAUGCUCACAAUAAUGUAUACAAAGACACCGUGGAAACUCUUCUAGCAAGCUUUGACCCUCAACAGAUUGUUGGUGAUGUGCAAAACAUUAAGGAAUCACCUUUAGAAGAGUCGGUCAUAAAAGAAAUGAAGAAUGCUCAACAGACCUAUAAGCAACACCAGGACAAAGGUGAAGAACGUUCAGCCCAAUCUUACCGUGAUGAAGCAAAUCAAUACUAUGUCAAAAGAUCAGAUCUAUACCAGAAAGCCAACGAAUAUCGCUCCCGGGGAAUGACAGAAGUCGCCUUGUUUUAUUCAAAUCUGGCGUCCUGGCAGACAGUAUAUUGGGAACGGGCCAACAGCAUGGCUGCCAUGGCAUUUGUUGAUGAACAUUCAAAACGCCUGCAAGAUUUCAACACCCUGGACUUACACUUUUUGUAUGUCAAAGAAGUGGUGCCCGCAUUGGACAUGUUCAUUGACCGGAAUAUUAAUUUAUUGAGGCACAGUGCCACCAAGCAAACAGAGUACUUGCAGAUUAUAACAGGUCGAGGUAAAAGAAGUGAGAAUGGCAAGCCUAAGAUAAAGCCAGUGGUGGAAGCCAGACUCAGGAGAAGGAAGAUUAUAUACCAGCACUUAAAUCCGGGUCUUUUGAAAAUUAAGGUCACUAAACUAUCACUGGUCACAAAUGAACUGCAGAAUAUAUCCGAUCCAUUUUAAAAAAAAUAGUGAGUAUGCUAUGUGUACCCAAAUACAAACAAAACAGCAGUAACUAAAAAUUUCCGUUUUCAGAAAUACAUAAUUUCAGAAAGACCUGUUAUCUUCAGAAAAUGUAAACUAGAUUAGUGAUAAAAAAAUUAAAUCAAGGAGGAUUGGGUUAGAAAUUAAAUUCUAUAUUUUUAUCUGCUUGAACUAUAGGUUUUUUGUUUGAGUUGGUGCAAAAGGUUGAUCGCUUUUGUUGACACUCUCCAUUCGGCAAAGCAAGUUUUCAGGCUGUGCCAAAAGUAUAUUGCUAAAACGAACAAGGGCUAAAAAAAGUGUGUCCAUGGAUAUUUUAAAUUUUCUGACACUACUUUUACAGCAGUUUUGUUAUGACUGAAUUUAUAUUUAUUGGAUAUAAAAUGAGAUAAAAAAUGUUAAUUCAUUACAUAUAUUAUUUCCGAAUUAUGACAAUAAGCCUUUAAGUUUAAAAUCUCGUUAUAUGGCGAUUUUAUCUUUUCUUUUUAGCUCUCCUUUGAGAAAACGAGCAGUCUCGUGGAUGGAAAAAACUUAUGUUUCAAAGAAUUUUUUAUUCAGAGUUUCUGUAGUAAAAAUGUCAUUUAUUAAAUUGCUUGGGGUCUUUUUAUUUUAUUCAUUAAUUUUGGCUAUGGGGUAGCUUUAGUAUUAAUGGUACACUUAUAUUUAUUUGCAGUACUAGUUACCAAAUGGGAUCAAGCAAAUAAAAAUAAUUUGUCAUUAUUUUUUUAUGGUAAAAAUAAUCAAUAUUAACAUGUCUUAUUAGUACAAAGAUUAAGUACAAGUUUUUUUAAAUACAAUCUAAAUCUUUAACUGAUAUUCAUAUUAAUUGGGCCGCACCGAAUUUUGUGAUACUGUUUUGUUUUUACCAAUAAUAUUUUCU